AUGAAUCAAAAGUUCACAUCAAUUCAAUAUGAUGAGCAUGUCAAUGAAGGGAUAGCUGAAGGUGACAACAUACUAACAGACACUACAAAGUAUCAAAGGCUGGUGGGAAGGCUCUUAUAUCUGACUAUGACAAGACCAAAUAUUGCAUUCUCAGUACAAGUCUUGAGUCAAUUCAUGCAUUGUCCUAAGCAGUCACACAUGAAUGCAGCUCUUAGAGUAGUCAGAUACAUCAAAGAAGCACCUGGAUUAGGCUUGUUAAUGCCUGCAGAAGACACUACUAAACUUACUGCUUACUGUGACUCUGACUGGGGAGCAUGUAUGGAAACUAGGAGAUCAGUUACAGGAUUCUUGGUGAAAUUUGGAGAAGGUCUAAUUUCUUGGAAGUCAAAGAAACAGGAGAUAGUUUUAAGGAGCUCAGCUGAAGCAGAGUUCAGAGUAUGGCAUUAUGUACAGCUGAAAUAA
Solanum verrucosum is the source of this 462-nucleotide messenger RNA. RefSeq lists its product as uncharacterized. Bases 1 to 462 code for a protein of 153 amino acids. Lineage: Eukaryota; Viridiplantae; Streptophyta; Magnoliopsida; Solanales; Solanaceae. The transcript has a single exon. The record is from RefSeq and is a predicted model, not a curated record.